AUGCCAGCACCCACCAACACCCUCCUCAUUGAGGGGUCAUUCACGGAGCUGUGCGAAGAGCUCGCUCAAUACCUCGAUGUGCUCAGAAACAACACCGAGGGAGGCGCCAGCGUCAGUGCAGAAAUUGCCUCUCAGCUCGAAACGCUGCGUCAACAGGAACAACAGACCGACGAGAAGGCGGAUUUGACUCUGCGCGAUGAAGUCUUGAAGAAGAUUGUUGCUGCUGGUGCUAUCUUGAAUAGUGCUCCUGAGAAAGAGUUCAUCCCUGCUUAUAAUCUCCUCGUUCACUUGAUUCGCCAGUCCUCGGACCCGGAUAUUUUCCUGUCGCGUAUUUGCAUCUACCUGUCCAAACCCGUCACAUCCUCGCCACAAUUUGGACCUACACUCGCACUGUCCAUCCUGACGACGAUCUUCAACACUCUUGCCCCCUCAGACGCCAGUCGAUACCAUAUUUUCCUUGCCAUCGUCGCCGUCAUCCGUCAGUCAGGCUCUACAAACGCCUACGAGGCCCUCAAAGCUCAGUUGACCUCUCAGCUUCCGACAUGGCUCGCCGCGUGGGAGUUGGAUGAGGAGGAUACUCAAAAGCUACACCUGGCCAUCGCCGACGCAGCCGAUGCCGCGGGCGACAGUGAACUUGCGCAUUCCCACGUCGUCGAGGCCCUGCACUCCAUCGAAGCCAGCGAAGCCGCCAGCAAGGAAUCCCGCGAACUGGCCGUUCGCGCCCUCACAUCGGCCUUGACACACCCGGCCAUCUUCGACUUCACAUCUCUAUCCGCUUCGGAUGCCGUGCAGGCACUCCGGUCCAGCGACACGUCGCUCUUCGAGCUCCUCGAGAUUUUCACCGCCGACACCCUCGAUACGUACGACGACUUUGUCUCCUCGACACCUCUGGCUUCCAUUUCCGGCGGCGUGCUGGCCGAGUCUGGUGACGCGCUACAGACCAAGAUGCGCCUGUUAACGCUGGCCUCGCUUGCGUCGUCCACACCCUCUCGCUCCCUGCCUUAUGCCACGAUAGCCUCUGCGCUUGGCGUCGCCGACACCGAGGUUGAGAAGUGGGUGAUUGACACUAUCCGCGCGGGACUUGUGGAGGGCAAAUUAUCGCAGCUGCGCUCCGAGUUUUUGGUCCACCGUGCUACAUACCGGGUGUUUGGCGAGAAGCAAUGGGCCGAAGUGCAAGGUCGCUUGUUCGUCUGGCGUCGUAGCCUGGAGGGAGUUUUGAGUGUGAUUCGCGCCGAACGCGAGCGAUAUGCCCGCGAACUCCAGCAGCAACAAGCCGCAGCCCUGGCGGCUGAGGAAGGAAAAGGAGGCGAUAAUAAAAAGGCCGGUGGAGAUCGGAGACGAGCUCCUCAUCAUCAACAGAGUCAACCACAACCUGUUGAUCUAUUAGGCGAGGGUGAUUAA
This is a messenger RNA of Talaromyces atroroseus, 1401 nucleotides long. Its product is annotated as Eukaryotic translation initiation factor 3 subunit M. Gene Ontology annotation, molecular function: translation initiation factor activity. Bases 1 to 1401 code for a protein of 466 amino acids. The transcript has 2 exons. The record is from RefSeq and is a predicted model, not a curated record. Gene Ontology annotation, cellular component: cytoplasm; eukaryotic translation initiation factor 3 complex. Gene Ontology annotation, biological process: cytoplasmic translational initiation. Lineage: Eukaryota; Fungi; Ascomycota; Eurotiomycetes; Eurotiales; Trichocomaceae.